Anoplophora glabripennis (Asian longhorned beetle) is the source of this 1362-nucleotide messenger RNA. RefSeq lists its product as uncharacterized. Gene Ontology annotation, cellular component: membrane; septate junction. NCBI's taxonomy places the organism in Eukaryota, Metazoa, Arthropoda, Insecta, Coleoptera, Cerambycidae. Gene Ontology annotation, biological process: septate junction assembly; regulation of tube size, open tracheal system. The transcript is spliced from 2 exons. The coding region runs from base 62 to 736 and encodes 224 amino acids. The record is from RefSeq and is a predicted model, not a curated record.
UCAUUGCUGUCAAUAAUAAAAAAGAGAACUGUCCAACGGUUUAAUCAACACAACAGAAAAAAUGGCGAUGAAAACAAAAACAGGAAUUUGUGCUAUAGCAGUAACAGUUGUGGCCUUUCUAUUUGUUUUGAUAUCUUUUUGUACUCCUUACUGGCUAGUAAACGACGGGAAAAUAAAAGAUCCCAAAUUCAUACGUAUAGGAUUAUGGGAGGUUUGUUUUAAUAAUUUUGAAGAUUUUCGUCACCAGUACGACUACAGAUUUACUGGCUGCUGGUGGGUGUUUGAAGAAGAAUAUUAUAUUAUUUUCGACUUUCUACUACCUGGAUUCUUCAUUGCGACUCAGUUUUUCUAUACCCUUUGCAUGACCCUAGUAUUAAUCGGCGCAUUCUUCACAUGGAUGUAUUGCUUCUGUAGCAGGGACCAUGACAAAUAUCUCUUGCUUCUCUUAAGUAAUGGUGCCAAUUUAAUGCUUGGAGGCUUUUUCGGAUUCAUAGCUGUUUGUAUUUUCGGGGCCAAUGGCGAUAAUAGGGACUGGAUGCCCCACUGGCAACAUAAUGAUCUGAGCUGGUCAUUUGGCUUUGCUUGUGUGGGAUCUUUGCUACUUUUGCCCGCCGGUGCCUUGUUCUUGGUGGAGGCACGUAGAGCGCGUUAUCGUCGCUUGAGGGGAUCCCAGCCAGCGUCUCAGUAUAGUAUGGAUGUUAGGAAGGAGCCUGCGGCUUACCAUACUGAUAUUUAGAACGUUAUAAGUCCGUUUUAAUAAGAUUUACUGCCGUGGCUUAUUAAGUUGUUUAUUUAGAGUUGUUUUUUUUUAUUUUUAUAUGAGUCAUAAUAUUUAGGUAGGUCCAAAUUUAGGAACUAAUUUUAAAAGUUUAAAAACGAACAGAAGGAAUGGUAUUAACUAAAUACUGGAAGUAUUAUAUUUAUAAUCUUUUAACCAAAAGCCGUCCAAAUAUUUUUAUAUUUUUUGUAUUAUGUAGUUAAUAAUUAAAACCAUCACUAAUUUUAAAUCCGUCCGUAAAUGUGAUUACACUCUGUUUUUAAUAUAAGGAAUAAAAAUGAGGUUCCCAAGAUACUAAGUGUAUCUAACCGCCAAAAAUCAGUGUUUCCUUUAAUUCGUAGUUAUAAUAAAAAAAAAACAAACAGGUGAUUGUUGAAUGUGAAUAAUCAACAAUAUUAUUGUUUUUUAAUGUUGACCUGAAGCUUUGGCCGAGAGGAAUGGGCCUUAGCACUAUAAUUCCCCCAAAAAACAUUGUACAUUGUAGAAGACUCGACCAUUGUUCUAAAUAGAAGGUUGUUUAAGUAAAAUUAUGUAUUCAUAGAUUUAUAUUAUGGACUUUUGUACAAAAUAAAAGAUUUCAUGAA